This is a messenger RNA of Rattus rattus (black rat), 4962 nucleotides long. It is a transcript of the gene Amer3, whose product is annotated as APC membrane recruitment protein 3. Gene Ontology annotation, cellular component: plasma membrane. NCBI's taxonomy places the organism in Eukaryota, Metazoa, Chordata, Mammalia, Rodentia, Muridae. The record is from RefSeq and is a predicted model, not a curated record. Bases 681 to 3032 code for a protein of 783 amino acids. Gene Ontology annotation, molecular function: phosphatidylinositol-4,5-bisphosphate binding; beta-catenin binding. Gene Ontology annotation, biological process: regulation of canonical Wnt signaling pathway. The transcript is spliced from 3 exons.
AAGGGGACAUAAGGAAGAUCCUAGACUACCCCACUUUGCCUCCCCACAUUGACUUGCUCCUUUUUCAAGCCUCAGAACCCCAGAGUCUUCAGUAGGACCUCUAGAGAGGCUGCGUGUGACAUCGUCUUUUGGAGAGAGCUGGAGUCAGCGGGCCCUGGACCUUCGAGAUGCAAGAGGGCGGGGCACCCACACCUGUAGUGUCCGGAUACACCGGACGCCUCGGACUGGGGACCACAGGGGUUUAGGGAUGCAAAACCCACAGCAUUAUGGGAGCAUCUAGGUGGGCAGAAGGAGAGAGAUAGAACAAAGCCAGCAAUUCUUGGUGGCGGCAGCGCAGUGGCGGCAGAGUUCCUUCGCUCCUCCGCUGCUCGCCAGCGUCCUCCGGUCCCCGCCCUUCCAAGCGCGGCGGAGCUCGGGCUGGUGGUGCGCGCGGGUGCCCGGAGGCCCGCCCCCCACGGCGGCGCGGAACCUGGAGCUGGCCGUGGUGCUGACGCGAGGCUCGGGCGCGCACUCGCUGCCUGGCUCGGGCAGGGCCGCGCCCUGCGACACUCCCCAGCCCCGGCGAGAGGAGAACCCAUCGGGUCUAAAGCACCAAAGUCCAGCAAGACUUGUGAGCAGGGGCGGGCUGGCCUUUCAGAGCCCACAGGCUUUACAAUUUUGCACAGUGGCAAGAAGACAACAUGGAGCUGAGGAGAGGAAAGACCUUUAUCAAAUCUAGUGUGCAGAUUUCCCACGAGAAACUCAUAGACUCCCCAGCCAAGGAGGACCCAGACACUUGGUCACUCUCACUGGGAGAGCAGCAGAGAGCCCAUGGCGAGAGGAGCUCCCAAACAAGUCCCCGUGCCCAAGGGUAUGGCCGGUGCCCCAACAAAGAGGUACUGUCUGACCCAGAAGGGGGUCCCGUGCCCCUCUGUGGAAACACUUUCAAGUUGGUGCGCAAGAGUAAGACACAUGACAAUGUUCCAGGGGCUGUGAAGGCAGCAGCCCCCACAGGGCAAAUGGUAGGUAGCACAAGCUUCACAGAGACCCCAGGAGGUCAGCGUAUGAUUGACUACCGCCACUUUGUGCCCCAGAUGCCCUUCGUGCCAGCUGUGGCUAAGAGCAUCCCAAGAAAAAGGAUUUCCCUGAAAAGGUCCAAGAAGUGCUUUCGAAACCUAUUUCACAUGCGCAGAAGCAAGACUGAGAACUUGGCCUCGCUCUCAGCCAAGGGGAAGAACCUCUCCCCUCCCGGGGUCCCAGCGCAGCAAGGCAAGCCCUUCUUCUCCAUGGGUGAGGGGCUGGGGCUGGACAGCCUAUGCCAGGACCUGUCUGACAGUGAGUUUCUACAUGACUCACCCUUUGACCUCUGCAGCGCCCUGUGUGAGGAUGUGGCCUCACUGAAAAGCUUCGAUUCACUUACAGGUUGUGGGGAGAUCUUUGCAGAUGGGAGCUCAGUGCCAUCUGUGGAGUUGAAGGACGGCCCAGAGAGCCCAGCCCAUUCACCGCAGGCUCUGGACAGCAAGACUCCCUGUGGCCCCUCCCAGGGUAGUAUGGAACAGCUGAUGUCCCCUGCCCAGAAUGAAGCAUCAGACUUCACCAAGUUCUGGGACAGUGUGAAUCGCUCUGUGCAGCAGCAGCAGCGUGCCCUGCUGGGCCCGUGGUUGAUGAGUCCCCAGGGAACAGAAACUGACCAACCCAGGCUGGACUCAUCUGGGUUAGCUGAACUGCCCCUGUUCCCUUGCAGGGGUCCCCCCAGUGGCUCCAAAGCCAGCUCCAUAGACACAGGUACCCCCAAAAGUGAACAGCCUGAAUCUGUGUCCACAAGCGAUGAAGGUUACUAUGAUUCCUUCUCACCAGGCCUUGAGGAGGAGAAGAAGGAAGCUGCGAGCCCAGCCACGCCUGCAGCCGCUUUCCCCAGGGACAGCUACAGUGGGGACGCCCUCUAUGAACUCUUCUAUGACCCCAGCGAGGCUCCUGUUGGCCCAAUCCUGGAUGAUGACUGUGUGUCUGAGAGUCUCUCGGGACCUGCCUUGGGGACUCCGUUGUCUAUGUGCAGCUUCCGCGUGGGGGCGGAGGAGAACCUGGCCCCAGCGCCAGGCCCUGACUUGCUCAGCCAGGGCUUCCUACAGAGUACCUGGAAGGGCAAGGAAUGUUUGCUGAAGCUCUGUGACACAGAACUUGCCAUCACCAUGGGCAUUGUCAACUGGCUGCGCAGAACCCCACAGGCCACUGCCCCUACCCCUGCCUCUACCCCUGCCAUUGUCCUUCGGGAGCCCGCUGCCCCACCUGACCCCCAUAGAGUCCUCAGAGGAACAUCAGCAGAUAUGAAAGGCAGGGAAGAUCAGGCCUUAGACGUGGGUAAGGAUGUGCAAUGCUUUUCACCCAGUAGGCAGGUGCCCUGGGCGCAUUCAGGAACCAAAGACUUGCUUAUUAGAGAGCGGGAGGUCCAAGGGGAGCCCGCAAGGGGUAUAAAUACCCCCUCUAAAGAUGGCUCUCUAGAGGAAGGAGCACAAAAUGCCUCCGAAGGCCGGUCCUCCUCGGAAGUAACCACUACAACAAGCAUUUCCAGGAAUAGCAAAGCUGUAAACUCUGCCACCCGUCUCAGUUCUCAGAAGGAACUCGGGACACCUGGGAACCUGAGGUGUUCUCAAGGUCCCUUAAGACCAGGGCCUGGAGGAAGUGCUCUUGAUCCAGGGCCUGUGCUUGUGGGCUGUGUGACCCAUGUGGCAGCCCUGCAAAUCUAUCCAGACAGCCAUUCUCCUAGACAGGAUAAGGGCAAUGGGCUCCUCUGGAAGCCUCAGGCUUGGGGUCCUAACGCUGUGCAAAAGAAACCUACAAGCAGCAAACGCAAUGAAGCAGCCGCCUGUGGCCUCUCCUCCUCGGCCAGCCCACAAGACCAGAGAUGUCAUGACCUCUUCCUGGACCUGAACCAACUCACCUUGGAACCCUCCAGGCUAGGUACCCAAGCCUGUGCCUCUGUGGACAGCCUGCCUCAGCAGCUCUGCCCCAGGGCUCCAGAGCAAGUGCCACAUAGGGGUUCAGUGGGGUCCUGAGCCGCUCUGGGCCCCCAAUGUCCAGCCUCUGUGGCUAUUUCCCAGAAAUCCUGAGGCUUUCUUUGGACAGUGAGCAGUGGUAAGUCCCUCCUUCCCCAGGAGUGGGCCAGGAAAUGUGGCCAUGGCCUUCUGAAUGGACUUCUUGUGGAUAACCAGAAGAGCAGGCUAACAAGGUGACCAUGGCGCAGGCUCACCUACAGAAUGGACGCACACUAUUCAGGAACUGCAUAUGCAUGACCUCAUUCAGGAGAACCCUGGAAGGACCAGAAUCUUCGUCUUUAUUAUUUUUUUUUCUGGCGUGAGGCUUGUGUUUGGGGUAGAUAUGGUCGAGCUCAGGUAUGCGGGGAGGGGGGAUGGGGAUGAGAUGAGGGGAUCAUUGCCUGAGCCCGGGGCUAAAGACUGCUGGGAGCUGUCUAUGCUUAGCUGCCCCUCAUGUCACAGGGACAGUUGAUGGCCAGAAAGCAGUUCGUGGUGUAAAUGAAGACAGGGGUAGCCGUUUCAUCUGUUUGAGGAUGAGAGCCACGGCUCAGGAGGCGGAAAACCUCAUGGGGUUGAGUUCACAAGGACCCACUGGCUUCAUCCAAGCCUACUCGUUACCAGGAUGGGAGACUGCCACACACUACAGCGUCCCAGUGCUUCUGUUCAGGACAACAAGGACCAGCUCGGUCUCAGCAGGAACCUGGAGCUGCCAGCAUGGUGUAAGAGCACAGCUUUGCCAGGGCUGACCAGACCCUGCCUGAUCAGUAGGUUCUGUCAUAGGUAAUUCUGUGCAUUCCCUUCAGUUUGAUCUCUGAGGCCUUGGGUGGGUAAAAGCCCACUGUUUUCCCCACGUCUGCCAUUCUGCCUUGGAGUUGCAAAGGCCUUGUCCUCUGCCCUUUCCACUCCCAGCAUGGCCACCUUUUCUCCAGGGAGCUCUCUGAAAGAUGCCGGGCUCACCACCCCUAACCCAAAAGCAACACGUGCACCAAACCCAGACAUUCAGAAUCGGGACAGGACCUGCUGGAUGUUGUUCCCAUGAAGUGUAGACAUCGCUUCUGACCCAGCAAGAGGCCAGGGAGAGAGGGCCCAUCCUCACUGCCAGGGAUUUGAUUCUACCUCAGCAAAAAUAACACAGUGGUAGGCAGAGGAUGAGGACUUGACAGGUAGCUGUAAAGUUUGUCACCAGGAUCUUGCUUGCAGGCAUACUGCUGGAGAGGCCACACUUCAUACAGAGCUUCCGAGGAGAGGUACAGGAAUUCCAGACAAACACUGAAGUCCCAUUAGUAGCAUGGGUUCAGGGCCCGAGUGCUUCACUUCAGGCUAGAAAGUGUCUUGUGAUCUCUGGCAUCAACAGUUCUCUAAGGCUGCUUGCUGUGUGUGAGAUGAGGGCCGUAGGUUAAAAGCAGACACCAAGGUUGUGGCCGUGUGGAUCUGGAAUCAAGGAAGCACAGGGCCAUUCACCUGGGCAGCCAUGUGUUCUUCUCCUAGGACCCAGACCCCAUCAUGACUUCAUAAUGACAUCACUGAGCCUGGCUCUGAAUAAGUGACAAGUAGAAGACCAUUCUGCAUGACCCCUGCAGCAGUCUGAGGUAAAUUACACUCAUUUCAGACCUGGGGAGCAGGCACAGCUUGUGGGACCUUUCUGUGGACAUACACAUGUAGGGUAGGCAGGUAGGGCGUUCAGAUCCCGUCCAUACCUUAGUACAAAAGCUCUACUAUGCAGUCAGUUCUGGAACAUUCCGCUGGUCUCCCGCAGCCGAUACUCCCAGAGCCUUCAGCCCUUUCUUCUUCCAGGUCACAGAUGCCUGAGCACCCCAGGGUGCCAACCACAUGUCUCUAUGAGCAGGCUGAGAGCUCAGUAAGGAGGCCACCCAACCCCAGUCACAGCCUUUGGGCUUUGUACUGUACUUGACAGAGAAAGUACUCAGUAAAUACUUUUUUUUUGAAAGAA